UUUAAUGUAAUGGAGCCCCUGUGGCGCUAUUUUCAACCAUCCCACAAGAGAGGGGGGGGGGGUAUUAAACUGAAGUGCUUUAUAAAAGAGAUGGGGGGGGGCUUAUUAAAUGAGAAGUUUUAAUACAAAAUAUACGAUAUAUUUUGAUUGCCCUAGUAAUCAAUCAAUUUUCAGAUUGGUCUCUAUGGCAUUGUACUUCACGAAUCAAGAUCAACCUUUCAAAUGAUUACUAAACGUGAUCGUGUUAUUGUCAUCCCUAAAGAGGACACCACUUUUCAAUUUGUUGUAGCUAACAAAGUUUUUACUUUGUUUGGAAGUGCGUUGAAGCAAAGAAGUCAUUUACGUGGGAAAAAGGCAAAAAUGCCCAAAACUAUUCCUUAUUUGCUUGAUUAA
Messenger RNA from Meloidogyne enterolobii, 393 nucleotides. The record is from the annotation of a GenBank genome assembly. NCBI's taxonomy places the organism in Eukaryota, Metazoa, Nematoda, Chromadorea, Rhabditida, Meloidogynidae.